Messenger RNA from Acomys russatus (golden spiny mouse), 1012 nucleotides. RefSeq names its product leucine rich repeat containing 18 (gene Lrrc18). The record is from RefSeq and is a predicted model, not a curated record. Bases 90 to 878 code for a protein of 262 amino acids. The transcript has 2 exons. Lineage: Eukaryota; Metazoa; Chordata; Mammalia; Rodentia; Muridae. Gene Ontology annotation, molecular function: protein binding.
UUCCAGCAGCUUCAUGCGACUUCUUCCCCAAGCUCAUCACCAUCGACUCUGAAAAACAUUCUUCAAGUGCAAUCCUAUACUAAGAGACCAUGGCCAAGGGUGGGAAAGGCCCCAAGGGCAAAAAGAUCACCCUCAAUGUGGCCAAGAAUUGCAUCAAAAUCACAUUUGAUGGGAGAAAACGCCUUGACCUAAGCAAGAUGGGAAUCACCACCUUCCCCAAGUGCAUCUUGCGCCUCAAUGACAUAGACGAGCUGGACCUUAGUCGGAAUAUGAUCAAGAAAAUUCCUGACUCCAUCUCCAAGUUCCAGAACUUGCGAUGGCUGGACCUGCACAGCAACUACGUCGACAAGCUCCCCGAGUCCAUCGGCCAGAUGACCUCCCUGCUCUACCUUAACAUCAGCAACAACAGGCUGACCACCAACGGGCUACCUGUGGAGCUGAACCAGCUCAAGAACAUUCGCACUAUCAAUCUGGGCCUCAACCACCUGGACAGCGUGCCCACCACGCUUGGGGCACUGAAGGAGCUCCACGAGGUUGGGCUCCAUGACAACCUGCUGAGUACCAUCCCUGCCAGCAUCAGCAAGCUCCCCAAGCUGAAGAAACUCAACAUAAAGAGGAACCCUUUUCAAAGUGCAGAUGAAUCAGAAGUGUUCAUAGACUCCAUCAAAAGGCUAGAAAACCUCUACCUGGUGGAAGAGAGAGACCUGUGUGCAUCUUGCCUGCAUAAAUGCCAACAGGCCAGGGACAAGUUGAACAAAAUCAGGAGCAUGGCCCCCUCUGCACCGAGAAAGGCACUCUUUUCCAAUUUGGUUUCACCCAACUCAAUGGCCAAGGAUUCCCAGGAAGAUUGGAGGUUGCGCUCAACAUCCACCUCCUAGAGUAGCUUAUGGCAAAAUACAUGAAGAUCAAUCAGCUAACAGAAAUAAGCGAUUCUGAAGAGGAAAAGUCCCAAAUUAGAAGACAGAGUGGCACAGUGAAUAUUCUGGAAGAUGGGCUCUCCAAUGCGGCCCAA